Ictalurus furcatus (blue catfish) is the source of this 1635-nucleotide messenger RNA. RefSeq names its product CD40 molecule, TNF receptor superfamily member 5 (gene cd40). The record is from RefSeq and is a predicted model, not a curated record. Gene Ontology annotation, molecular function: antigen binding; CD154 receptor binding. Gene Ontology annotation, biological process: cellular response to tumor necrosis factor; positive regulation of canonical NF-kappaB signal transduction; positive regulation of tyrosine phosphorylation of STAT protein. Gene Ontology annotation, cellular component: CD40 receptor complex; external side of plasma membrane. The transcript has 9 exons. Bases 82 to 1014 code for a protein of 310 amino acids. NCBI's taxonomy places the organism in Eukaryota, Metazoa, Chordata, Actinopteri, Siluriformes, Ictaluridae.
UGAACCAUACCGAAAGGGUUUUUGCUCAUAACCGUCUCGGUUUGUCUUCGUCGUACCUUCGGCUGCUUUCAGGUCACAUCAAUGCCACAAAGAAGAGCAAAGAUGCUUCUUCGAAGCGUUUUUAUUGUUUUGGUUUUGUCUGUUUUCGCUGAGUCCUGCGAUUUGGAGACGGGGUACAUGAAGGAUAAUAAGUGCUGCAAGAAGUGUGGGCCAGGUAAAAGGAUGAUACAAAACUCGGCCUGUGAGGAUCCAGUGUGUCAGGAUUGUGCAGAAGGGGAAUUUCAGGAUGCUUACACUAAUAAGUCUCAGUGCAAACGCCAACCAACGUGCGACCGCCACCUCAAUUUGCAGACGCCAACCCAAAGCAAGACAGAAUUAAGUCAGUGUGUGUGUUUUCCUGACCAUCACUGCACCAACACUGAAUGUGUUUCGUGUGUGAGAAACACCGUGUGCCAAGCCGGCGAGAAAGUGAGGAGCAUUGGCACUCAGAUGUCAGACACAGUGUGUGAACCCUGUCCUAAUGGGACAUUUUCCAACCAUGACUCAGCUCUAACCUGCAAGCCUUGGACAGAAUGUUCCUUAGAGUCCAAGGAAGUUGCACCAGGCUCUGCCACAUCUGACAGAAUCUGUGAAGUGCAGAAUCAGAAAUUUCACGCCCUAGUCACAACUGUGGUUAUUAUUGUGCUGCUGGUGGUUGUGGGAGUUGUAGCAUACUUCAUAUUCUGUAGAAAAGGCAAAACAGGAUCUGUAACCUUCGUGCAAAAGUUACUGUCCUGUGCAUUUUGGGACAACAAACAUACUCCACCACCGGCUCCAGAGAACGCCGCGUUGGACGUAGAAAAUGGACAACCGAAGCCGCCUGGCAACCAGCCCCAGGAGGACACUGAGGAUCUUUUGAAACUGGAAGGUUCUUUAAGCCCAGGCAUCUCUGAAAAUGGAAUGCCUGUCAUUCAAGACCACAGUAAAUCCUUACUGCUUUCUGAGACCGAAACAGAGCCAGAAAGCUUUUCAUAGAGUAAUACAUGUUGGAAAUUUGUCAUCAAACUUCACGUGCAUUAGUAUAUUAAGCAAGUACUGCAAGAAAUACACUUCUUACCAACUUCUGUUCACAUAUAAAAAAUAAUAUGUAACACGAUAAUGUGUAAAAAAUAAUAAUAAUAAUAAUAAUAAUAAUAACAAUGUGUAGCAUGCAGUACCUUAAUGUAACACACAUUUGCAAACAGCUGGUAAUUUCCACUUGUAUCUCUACAGAAAUAGAUCUACUUACAGUGACUUUAGGGAGUGAUGGCAUGAUGCUCUGUUCAUUUGUGAGCUCCCAGCUGGAAUGAAUGAGUUUGAAUGAGAGUUACAGAUAUAAAUCAGAGUUGCACUACUGUUUAGGUUGUUUUGGGAUUUUUUUAUUUUUACUUUUUUUUUACCAUUGCUGUAAAUAUGAUGUUAAUGUGUCAGAUUUGUUUGUAUUUGAAUUUAGAUUGUUUUGAAAUGAUGUGUGCAUGUCAUAAGUGUAAGUUUUUCAAUUUAAUUUCACUGGCGGUUGAAAGGUUUGAGCGCACACAUUCCAGCCGAUCAGAAUCAUUGAUUGCAGAAUCAUGGCGAGACCAUGCUAUUAUGUAAAAUAAACAAUUGUUUGGUUCA